Molecule: messenger RNA, 1155 nt
Organism: Pogona vitticeps (central bearded dragon)
Lineage: Eukaryota; Metazoa; Chordata; Lepidosauria; Squamata; Agamidae
Product: integrin alpha-M
Source: RefSeq, a predicted model, not a curated record
CAACUCUCAGAAAGGGAAGGGGCUGAAACCUUGAUAUGUAGCCAUUUGGACACAACCAUGGGACCUUUUGAAGUCCUCAUAGUUACCCUUCUUUUCCUUGGAGCUACAGAAUCUGCUGAUGAUAUAUUUGAUCUUUCUGAUGCAUUAGAUCCAGGGCAGCCGCCCCGGAUAAACCAGGACAAAGAAUCAUGUCCCAAUGAUGAAAGAGACAUUGUCUUCCUUAUUGAUGGUUCAAGCAGCCUGACACCCUCAGAAUUCAUGCAGAUGAAAAUAUUUCUUGCAUUUGUCAUGAAAAGCUUCCCUGACAACACACAGUUCUCUCUCCUGCAGUUCUCUAACCAAUUCCGCGAGCAUUUUGACUUUAGACACUUUAGUCAAAAUCGGGAUCCUGACCGCCUGCUCAGAGACGUCGCUCACCUGCGUGGCUCCUCAUAUACAGCCACUGCGAUCAGGAAGGCUGUAAGAGAGCUUUUCACCACACAAAAAGGGGCACGCAACACAGCCAAGCGGUUCCUUGUGGUGGUGACAGAUGGGGAGAAAAUUGGAGACCCGCUGGACUAUGCAGAGGUUACCGAGGAGGCCAACAGAGCUAUGAUAACGCGCUUUGCAAUUGGGGCUGGUUUGGGGUUUAUAAGAAAAACUGCCCAACAGGAGCUCCAUGCCAUGGCCUCACACCCUGCCCCACACCAUGUCAUUGUUGUGAGACACUUCUCAGAACUCAGGAACAUCCAGGCCGAGCUGAAAGAGAAGAUUUGUGCCACCCGAGGUCAAUCCCUUCCACAGCCAGCAAGUGGCUCCCUGUCACCCGACACCUGCAGCUCCCACUCUGAUCCUCAGGUGCUUCAGAAACUGGAGCAAGUACUGACUGGCUUGGAUCAGGUCAAAACCAAGUUGGAUUUGCUGGCAGCCAAGCAAGGGAAAUGUGGGCGUGAUUCCCUCUUCUCCUGAGCUGGUUGCUGGAUGGAGGCCAUCUUGUCUCAAGCCGCAAGUGAGCAGUGGGGGAGAAAACACAAAAAGCUAAGAAGGAACGCCAGCUCCAGGCACAGAGAUGCAUGCUGAAAGCAUUUGCUAGUUGGCCAGCACAGGAAUAAAGUAAAUAAAUAAAUGACUUAAUCUGGAUUCUUAUAGGAUGCCAAUAAAUCCAUAUGCUCACCA